Orbicella faveolata is the source of this 1862-nucleotide messenger RNA. RefSeq names its product polycystin-1-like. The record is from RefSeq and is a predicted model, not a curated record. Gene Ontology annotation, biological process: detection of mechanical stimulus. NCBI's taxonomy places the organism in Eukaryota, Metazoa, Cnidaria, Anthozoa, Scleractinia, Merulinidae. Gene Ontology annotation, molecular function: calcium ion binding; calcium channel activity; protein binding. Gene Ontology annotation, cellular component: membrane.
UCAUAACCCUACAGGUCGUUGAAAAAAGGCAGAUGUUACUUCAAGGCAGCAAAGAAAAUACCGUUAAAUAUUGAUGGUGUCUCAGCCAAUCAAAUUGCAGCAAAUUGACUACUGGUGAAGGCUUAAAACUGCUGAGCGAAAAGAAGUGCAAUAAGACGGAUGUGAAACCGGCCUACAGUGCUUUGUCGAUAUUUUCAGCUUACAGACUUAUACGUUUCAUCUUGAAAACAACGGGAGACUUCGAAGCCCUAAAAUGACAACGUGAAGAAACAUGCAUUUUAAAUUCUUCGGAGUUUUGUUUUUCGUGCUCUCCUCAGAGUUAAUAAAGUUGUCAUUCGCUUGCGCUGUCCCUUCUGAUUAUGCCUCAGGAGUGAUCUCCCUCCUCAAUGUCACCGUGCGUUCCGAAGCGAGCAAUGACACAGGCAUAGUUGGCAGUGGCUUAGCUACCAUCUCGGUCAACGACAAAAACUAUGCUCCACAGACCAAAGGCUAUAAUGUUGUGGUUUUUGAUGCCCUUUCAGGUCGUUUCCUCACUUCAAAUGCGUUUGAUUGUGCGGAUAGCCAGGCAAAAUGCGAUGAGUUGGGCGACUUCCUGCAAGGCCUUCCCCAGGACGUCAUAGUGCUGUUAGCAGUUCAGGACUCGGCUUUGGCCGGUAACCACAAACUUCCCAUCAGCAAUCUGACGGCAGUCGGUGCAAAGGAUGCUGAGAACGUUGCGCACCAGACCUCUCACGCAGUUAUUGGGUACAAAGGACAGCAGGUGAUGGCGUGGAAAGACGAACUUCGGAAAGACAGUGGGCAAGGUCCCGCUGAAUUGUCAUCGAGUAUUCCAAUCAGUUGUUCAUACGUACCAGAAGAUUCCACAACCUGCACUCCGUUCAAUGUCGCUUCUCAAACGUAUGGAGGCAGCUGUCUGAACCAAUCCUCAAGUAGUGGUGCGCCGAACGACUGCCAAUACGUUCUUGAUGGGACAGUUACAGUGGGCUGGGAGUCGGCAACGAACGAAGGCGUCAACGCAUUCAUAACAAUCGGCUUUCACACCACUUUCAUUAUCAACAAGUUACGAAUUAUGCAGAAAACGGCUUCGGGACAACAAAUCCAAGAGAUUUUGCUGGAUUUCAGUGACUGCUCAACGGAAAAGAUUACGCUGGCUGGGAACAAGACCGAUUUUGAGGAGUUUACCUUCCUGUCUCGCAGGGCGAAUUGGGUCAGAUUAACCGUGAAAAAGGUGUAUGACGGCAGCGGUGGAGUCGGAAUAAAAGAAAUCGAGUUUUAUAAUGAGAUGUGCAAACAAAAGACAAUUUGUGACGCUGUAAAACUUUCAAGCAACAGUAAAUCGGAUCGAUAUCGCUUACACAGUACCAAGUUCCCUCUUAUGAUCAAUGCCAGGGACAAAGUGUCGGUUCUUCUCACGAGUAGUUCACGUGACAGCAGUCUUCAGUAUCAGAUAGUCAUUGGCUCAAACGGGUACAUACUCUUGCAUAAAAAAGCCGGCGAACAAAGUAAAAAAUUGACGGAAUCAAAUGUCACUGCACCUUCAUUGAAAGAGAACGAGACGCGCAUAUUUUGGAUAGACAUAGAAAAGGAUCGAGUGGUGUUUGGAUCAGGAGAAAAGAUUUACCUGUUUUGGAGAGAUAAGAAGCUGGUCAAAAUAAAGUAUGCCUUCCUCUCAACAACGACCUCAGCAGCCAUUUUUCAGAUCUGUGGGCGAGUAGGUAAGUACACUGGGAACAUACAAUCUUUUGUGUAUGGCUGCAGUGCAAGUAAUGUCUCAUUUCUAGAUCUCUCGCAAAUUGAGUUUGAGGCUGCACGGGCGAUUUUCGCUAUUUUCAUCACAAUCCUUCCGGUUUAUUGAGCAGUCG